CUCCAACAUUCCUUCCAGCAUCGCAGGAAAUCGACUGUUUGCAUAGCUACAAGAAUAAUUGACUAGCGACUGGCUACCUGUUGCGCAUUACGCCUCUUUUCAAAUCGCUCUCUCCGUCCUUGAGCGCCAUUUCGACCUCAGAACCACCCUCUCAUCCAUCCGUGUGUAGCGCAGAGCGCCAAUCCAAGCCACAUGGCUGCCGCUUCUUCCUCCUCGAGCGACAGCAGUUCGAGCAGAUCAACCUCUCCCGAGCCCGAAAACACGCAAAAGAAGGCCGUCAAGGCGGCGACGAAAACAAAAGACGAAGUUGAGGAUGAGUCGUCAGAGUCCACGGAUUCUUCAGAUUCGUCCGACUCGGACUCUAGCUCUGAUUCUGGGUCAGAGUCUGAGAGCGAGUCUGGAAGCUCAAGUGAGAUGGACACAAGCGAAGACGCUACAGAGGCACGGUCUGCAGCAAAGAAGGUUCACAUUCCUGGUCCAAACCAGCCAUACAAGCCACCCUUCGGGUUCAAGUCCGCAAAGAAGCAAAAUCCGCCAUCCUCGAGCACAUCCUCCGUUCUUUCCAAUCUCCGCGGCAAACAGGUUUUCCAUAUCACCGCUCCGUCGUUCCUCCCGUUGUCCAAGGUCAAGGAGAUUACCAUGUCCAAGGUUCUGAAGGGCGAGCCGAUCCUGGCAUACGACGGCAAAAACUACGGAAUUCCCGCCGAUUCCAUCAACGAUAACGACCCGGAGGGCAAGACUUUGCUUGUGUACGAUGAGAGCACUGAAACGUAUUGCAACAAGUCCGACCACAUUCAAAGCUUCCACGUACAGGAACUGAUCGGUCUGCCGGAGAAGGCUGCUAAGUCCACUGCUGCAACGAUCGAGAAAUUGCGGGAUUUCGUCAAGCCGCCCCGCCCUCAACCAAAGGGUAUGAAGAUGCGCUUCCGUCCCGUCGGCAGCUUGCCCAGCGAGCCAGAAACUCUUGGAGUGAGCUCGGAGUCGGAGUCUGAGGAGCCUCAGAUCAAGGCCCCCGCGCGUAGCAAGCGGAAGCACCCUCACACCGAAGGAGAUGCUACUCAGGCGAGUGCUGAGCCCCGGAAGAAGUCCAAGAAACACACACAAGAGAACGCCGAUGAUGAGGAGCGGAGUCAAAAGAAGUCGAAGAAGUCUCACAAGGACCGCGAGGAGAAGAAGCGGAAAAAGUCCGAAAAGGCAUAAGUUGGCGUUAUGGGUUUGUUUAGCAAAAAGAUAUCUUCGUUCUAUGAUCUACAGGACAAUUUCGAUGUACAAUUUUACCAUGUUGAGGACCGACUUACAUUGUUCCAAAUUGGAAUACCUUUCCAUCUACUCAAAGGACAACAUCGAUUGGAACAUUUAGCAUUUGUGGCCUUUUUCAUUAGAGUCUUUCCG
This is a messenger RNA of Penicillium brasilianum, 1392 nucleotides long. Lineage: Eukaryota; Fungi; Ascomycota; Eurotiomycetes; Eurotiales; Aspergillaceae. The record is from the annotation of a GenBank genome assembly.